AUGAUUCAAUUAUCGAUUACAUUUGGUUGUAUUGCAUUAUUUCAUUUUACACCACCGGUCCGUGAAUAUGUACAAAGUCAAAAUGGCAGAUGGCUUUAUUUUGCAUCAUAUGGUGUUUUCCUGGUUACUUAUUUUGCAUUGGUUUGUUCACAACGUGCAGCACGAAGAUAUCCACUUAACCUUAUUUUACUUGGCAUUUUGACAUUAUCAAUGAGGUAUAUGAUGGGUGUGAUUUCAGCAUAUUAUAAAAUUGAAUCAAUUUUGAUUGCUGUUGGUAUAACAGCAGUUGUUUGUUUCGGUGUCACAUUAUUUUCAUUUCAAACAAAAUAUGAUUUUACAUCAUGUUUUGGAGUUUUAUUUGUUAUGUCAUUAGCACUUUUAGCUUUUGGAAUUGUUUGUGCUUUUACUUAUUCAAGAAUAUUGUAUACAGUCUAUGCUGGUCUUGGAGUUGUAGCUUUUUCGAUUUUCUUGGCUGUUGAUGUCCAAUUAAUUAUGGGUGGAAAACGACACGAAAUAAGUGCUGAAGAUCAUAUUUUUGCAUCACUUAUGCUUUAUAUUGAUAUUAUUUAUAUAUUUGUAUUUAUUCUGAGCUUGGUCAGUAAUCGGGAAUGAAAUUAUCAUUUAACAACGAUAUUUUAGUAUUUUUCAUACCAAAUAUAUUUAUUAUCGAGCAGUUUUCUUUCAAUUUUUUGUUGUCCACAUCUUCUUCUUCGUCUUUUUUCAUUUUUUCUAUUGAAUAUUCAACGUUUGCUUCAGUAAGAUUUCAUAUAUAAACAUCUACAUGUAUACUUAAUCAUGCUUGUGAAGAACAAUAAAUUUAUAUUUGUGCGUCUUUGUCACAUCAUCAUUGUGUGAAAUCAAUAAUAAACAAAAGAAAACCUUUAAUUCAAGGUCGAGGGUGUGGGUGUAGUUUUCUUCUUUAUAAACAUGGAUACCCACACUUCAAAUAAUUAAUCCCAACAUUGAUCUGAUUCUAUUAGGAUCCAUUAGAAUCCAUCAGUAUCCACCAGGAUCCAUCGGGAUCCACAAGCAUCUACUGGAUCUGAGGAUCCAGGAUCCGAUUUUCUUCCUUGUGUGUACUUCUUUUACACUCACAUUCCCUUCUAUUUUUUGUUGAUUUUAACCAUCUAGUUUACUCUAUUCAUUCUUGUUAAAAAUUUUGCAUUUACUCACAUGUCUGUACAAUUGGGUGAGUUUAUUCUCUUUUUUUUGUUGACUUCAAUCGUCAACCUUGCCCAAUUCAUCAUCGUUUUAAAUUUUGCAAUCACAUUCACAACUACAGUUUUUUUUUCGUUCGGUUACCUUCCCAUGUUGUUUUUGUUAUUCAUAGUCUGCUUCACAGAACUCGUCAAUAUUAAUAAAACUGCAUCUGUUUUUUAAGACUACGGGUGUGGGUGUGGGGUAUGGGUGUGGGUGUGGUGUGUGUGGGUGUGGAUGUGGGGGUGUGGGUGUAGCUAGGGUGUGGUUGUGGGGGUGUGGGUGUAGCUAGGGUGUGGUUGUGGGUGUGGAUGUGGGGGUGUGGGUGUGGGUGUAGCUAGGGCGUGGUUGUGAGUGUGGGUGUGGGUAUUUAUAUGUAUCAAAUUCCGAUGCACACCGACACCCACACCCACCCAACGCACACCGACACCCACCCACACCCACACCCACACCCCACCCACACCCACAUCCAUACCCACACCCCACCCACACCCACAUCCACCCCACACACCCACACCCAUACCCACACCCCACAGCCACAGCUACAGCCAAUUCGAUAACAAUGUAGAACAGUUGAACGUUUUAUCUAGUAUUGUUUUUCAUAGAAAAACAAUAAUUAAUUGACGAUUUUCAAUAGAAUCAAAUUGUUUUCUAUAAAAUGAUUUAAUCGAGAGUUAUAUCAUUUUAUAUUAAAAUGAAAUUUUUCGAUAUAUUUCUCUAUUUUUCCCUAUAGUGACAGGCAAAAUUUUAGAGUAGUUGUAUUUUUGAGUUUUCUUCACGAUGUUAAUAGCUAAACAUAAUCUGAAAAUGCAUUUGAGUAGCUGAAAGGGUUUUCUAUAAUGAUUGAUGAGUCCAAAGAACCGAAAUAAUUAUUUGAAUGGAGGUACCGGCAAAACCAAGGCCCUUAAAAUCAUUUGACUGACUUGUAUUUAAACUCUUUAGAAAAAGAUUUUAUUUAAUACAACAAAUUA
Messenger RNA from Rotaria sp. Silwood1, 2168 nucleotides. NCBI's taxonomy places the organism in Eukaryota, Metazoa, Rotifera, Eurotatoria, Philodinida, Philodinidae. The record is from the annotation of a GenBank genome assembly.